Molecule: messenger RNA, 556 nt
Organism: Mizuhopecten yessoensis (Yesso scallop)
Lineage: Eukaryota; Metazoa; Mollusca; Bivalvia; Pectinida; Pectinidae
Product: thyroid transcription factor 1-associated protein 26 homolog
Exons: 4
Coding region: 46-537 (163 amino acids)
Cellular component (GO): nucleus
Source: RefSeq, a predicted model, not a curated record
UUUUUCAAUCUGAGUCUUUUGCAUGUUUGUUUCAGGAUCGCGAGCAUGGAUGAAAACAUAAAAGCAAGAAACUUCAAAAAACCAGUUACUAAGAGACCUGGUGCGAACAAAUACAAGACCUUUGUUGGAAAUAAAAGUGAAGGACAAGGAUUUGCAGACAACAGGAAAAGGAAAGUACAACAUGAAUAUUUAAAGAUAUUGAGUAAACAAAGAAGACAAGAAGAAUACCAAACAGGACAGCAGCUGAAGAGAAAUAAAGGAUUGACUGAAGAAGGAAGCUCUUCUGGUACAGAGAACUAUACAACAUAUUCCAAGUCACAAUGGCAGUCCCAGCAGAGGAAAGAAGAAAAAGCCAAAAAAAAAACAGAGGCAUUAAGGAAGAAAAGAGAAAGAGAAGACGCUCUAGCUAAAUACAAUGACAAAAAACAAGUGAAAAACAAAACAUUUUGCAAACGAACACGCAAAGGACAACCAGUAAUGAAAAAUCAAAUGGAAUAUUUGUUGACAAAAAUUGAAAAGCAAGUGAAUAAAACAUAGCAGUAAGCAGUGUUGAAGA